This is a messenger RNA of Eriocheir sinensis (Chinese mitten crab), 6346 nucleotides long. Its product is annotated as brother of CDO-like. The record is from RefSeq and is a predicted model, not a curated record. Bases 487 to 3270 code for a protein of 927 amino acids. Gene Ontology annotation, cellular component: plasma membrane; axon. Lineage: Eukaryota; Metazoa; Arthropoda; Malacostraca; Decapoda; Varunidae. The transcript has 16 exons. Gene Ontology annotation, molecular function: protein binding. Gene Ontology annotation, biological process: cell-cell adhesion; axon guidance.
UGUACGAUCUAUUGUCAGGGGACGACGCUGCGCCUCCCUCGACUUCUUCAGUAUAACGACAGACGCGGAGGAGGGGUGUCGAUGCGUCUCUCUCCGGGACCUUUCAGAGCACGGGAGUUUUCUGGUCUCUGGUUUUCGGUUUUCUUUUGUUUGAAGCGAAGAGAGAGACACUAGCGACCACCAUGGCGUGAAGGGAUGGCUAAGCACACAAGCCCAGCCAUUCAGUAAGCCUCUAAGAAAAAAAGGGAAGAGGAGAGAAAAAAUAAGGCUUAGAACUUACCACUUUUUUUUUUUCGGGGCAUUUCGUGUUUUUUUAUUUUUUUAUUUAUUUUCGUGGGACGUUAACCCAAGGACCAAUAGGACUCCACCACUACUACUACUACUACUAUUACUACUACUACUACUACAAAUGGACUCAACAACAAGAUCAACAACAACAACUUAGAAAAACGUGUGGUGUGAGCAGGUGACCCCUUCCCUCCCGGCAUGGACCCCCCCGCCCUGUUGCCCCUGCUGCUGCUGCUGGCGCUCCACUCGGCCACGUCUGACGGAUUCCGAGUUGGCUUCUUGCAAUGGCCGGCGGCGGAGGUAGUGGCGGUACCGGGGACAGAAGUUCGCCUCCCCUGCGCCACCAACGUCACCGCGGAGAAGAUAUCGUGGAAAUACAACAGCCACUUCCUCCACGCCCCCGCCCGAGCCCCGAAGCCCUCCCUCGAAGGCUCUGUAGGGGACGCGCCGGAGGGUUUCGAAGUGGUGGCCAUGGAAGGCGGGGGCAGCGAGUUGGUCAUCCGGCUCGCAGAGAGGGAGGAGGAUUAUAGACACCAGCUGGGGUUGUACCAGUGCGUCGCCUGGUUCGGCCCCAUCGCCCUCACUUCGCUCCCUGGCAAGCUCCGGGCGGCGGUGUUGAAGGGGGAGGAGGUGGCGGAGGGCGAUGUGGAGAUGACGGAGGUGGAGGUGCUGGAAGGGGGAGCGGCCAGGGUGGAGUGUGACGCCCCCUACUCCAUCCCUGACCCCGUGCUGACCUUCUACAGGGAUGGACGCCCGCUCGACCUGACGCGCGGGGCAGCCUACCAGCAGACGCCCCACGGAGACCUGCUGGUGACGGGCGUGGGGGCGUGGGCGGCGGGUCUCUACACCUGCCGCGCCCACAACCCGGUGCUGGGGGGGAGCGUUGCGCCGCCCACCGCCACCCGCCUCAUGGUGUCCCCCAGGAGCCCCCGCACGCCCGUGGCUCCCCCGAAGUUUGUGACCCUGAGGACCGUCUAUUCAGGCCACACGGGAACCAACCUCACCCUGCAGUGCCUGGCCAAUGGGAACCCACAACCCACAGUGAGGUGGACCCGGUACGGCGACGCGCUCCCCGCCAGGGCCUCGCAAGGGGCUGACGGCUCGCUCCUCCUGACGGGCCUGGUGAUUGAGGAUGCCGGGUCGUACUUCUGCUAUGCUCGUGGUGGGGUGGGCCAGGAGAAGAUGAUGCCUGUGUCUGUGGAGGUGGUGGAGCCUCCGAGCAUCACUGUGGCACCUGAGUCCCAGCAGGUGGAGGAGGGCGAGGCGCUCACCCUGCACUGCUCCGCCCAGGGACACCCGCAGCCCAAGGUGAUGUGGGUGUUCAACGGGGAGCUGGUCUUCGAGUACGGGAACAUUGCCAUCACUGACGAAGGCUUGGUGAUACGGGCAGUGCAGAAGGAGCACGCCGGGAUCUUCCAGUGCUUCGCCCACAACCCCGAGGGCACGGCGCAGGGCGUGGCCAUGGUGAACGUGGUGCCCCGGACAGUCACGGCUCUACCCGGCGCCACACACCCCAGGCCAGAUCUCGUCUCGGAUAUCGUUGGCGCCAAGAGAACGAACGGAGAGGAUGGCAACAGCAGCGAUGGUUCAGAAGUCUCAAGAGGAGGAGGAGGAAGAGAUGGAGGAGGAGGUGGAGGAGCACGGAGAGGAAGGAAGGGAAAGAGGAAGAAGGUAGAGGGAGAGGGGAACCUGUCUUCACCGGGUGGGAGUGGCAAGAUGAGGAAGGGAGGCAAGGGCAGCAAAAAGAAAGGUCGUAUGGUGCCGCCCUCCAUGCCCAACAUCACCAAGGUGUCCGACGAAUCCGUGAUGGUGUCCUGGGAGGGUCCACCCGAGUCAGUCACGCUUCCCAUAUCAUUCUAUAAGAUCCAGUACAAGCUUGUGAGGAGUCGCGGGCAGCAGGGGAGCCACUGGAUGACGGCGGAUGAGAUCAUUCCUCCGCACGUCACCUCCUAUGAAGUGACUGGCCUGGAGACGGGACGGGUGUACAGGUUCCGCAUCGCCGCUGUCUACGCCAACAACGACAACCAGCUUGGCCCCACCUCCCGCCGCUUCCUGCUGGAGAGGGACACCAACACCCAGCGGCCCGCCCACCCGCCCGCCAUCACCGCCCUCACACCCACCACACCCACAACCGUCCGCCUGGCCUGGCACUACACCCCCGCCCCCGGCACGCCCAUUGAGGGGUUCUUCAUACACUAUCGCGAGGCCACAGUGGCAGGGGACUACACUAAGGUCACCGUGCUGGACCCCGACAAGAGGGAGUACACUGUGUCGCACCUGAAGGCAAACGUUUCCUACGACUUCAAGAUGCAGUGUUUCAACAUGGCCGGCCCCUCAGACUUCUCCCAAGUGGCCAAGAAAAGCGUGCCUGGUCGGUCUGCCAGCACCAUACAGGGGACGGAGGAGGGCGAGGCGGAGAGGCGGGAGGUGGUGCCGGUGGUGCGGGAGGGGGAGCCGGGGGGACUGUCCAGCACGCAUCUCUACAUCAUCCUCGGGGCAGCGCUGGGCCUCCUCCUCCUCAUCGUCAUCAUCUCCGCCUCCGUCUACACCUGCCGGAACAAGCACGCUGAUGACGAUACCAGGUCAGUGAAGUACGAGGACACCUCCCUGCACAUCCACCGGGAGACCUCCACCUACUCCCUGCCCCAGACCCCCCGCACCAAGGCCUCCAACGGCUACCUGCCCCACCAGAGCCUCACCAUCACCGCGGCCGACGAUGAGAAGGCGGUAAUGGAAAGCUCCGUCACCGAGAACAACAACCACAGCACGAGGCAGGUGGUCGACCGCUGCUUCACCUCGCCCGCCCGACGCAUCGCCUCCCAAGACCCGUGCGUCGACAUAGGGGUGAAGACGCUUGCCCUCGUCAAGGCAACACACGACACGGGGCCGCCCACGCAGACACAACCACCGUCGCCGUCAGCACCGCCAAAAAGUGACCUUGAUUCAUCGCCUAAGGUUAAGGAGUACGCCUAUCAUUCCUGAGGUGUGUGUUUGUGUGCGAGUCCAAUGAUCUUGCUGUGACUUUUGUACCUGUGAUUGUGAGGGUGUAGGUGCAGGUUUCCGAGUGUAUCAAUAGUGCGUGGGUGUAGGGUAUGUUUGUUGGUUUCUAGCAUCGUCAAUCAGUAUGUACAUCAGGAAAAGGAAAAUGCAGCUUCGGAAAAUUUAGCCGAGAUGUAAAAACGGAAAUAUUAUGAAAUUACGUAAAGACUUAUGCACUGCCAAUCAAUACUAACUUCAGGAAAAACAAAAAAAGAAAUGGAAAAUUGAGUGAGGUAUUAAAACGUAAAUAUAAUGAAAGUAUUAAAGAUAUAUGCACCAUCAAUUAGUACAUACAUCGGAAAAAAAGAAAAAUACAUGCUUUGAGAAAUUGAGCUGAGAUAUAAAAACUGAAAAUAUUAAGAAAGAAAAGACUGAUUAACAUUUUUUUUAUCAGUAUCUAUUUUCCAUUUCUCAACCUCCUCAUUUUCCUGAGUAGACUUUGUUUCCUGAUAUGAAGACUAACUGAACUGAUUCAUAUGAAGGGACAAAUAUAUCCUGGUGAUGUUUAUUAAUGCUGUAUGUGUGUAUGUAUGUAUGUGGUGAUGUAUAUAUAUAGUAGAGUAAGAUUGUAGAUAGUAUUGUAGUGGGGAAACAGAGAUUAUUGUACGUAAGUGUGGCAGGGAGAAUAGGGAGAGAGAGAGAUGGAUUCGCACCUCUCGCCGUGAAACAUAAAUCUUGUGUGUGUGUGAUGGCGAAAGAGAGGAGUGUACCGUCUCACCAUAUCUCGUGUGCUGUGGUGAGAAGUAACCGCACCCCAUCACAAUACUGUAUGGUGAGUGCAGUGACACGUCUGACGAGGAGAAUCAAACACCAUGGUAAUGAAAUACUAUAAGCUAAAAAGACUACAUAUCCGGAGUGCAGUUAUGUCUCAAACCUGACCAGAAGAAUGAAACAGUGUGGUAAUGAGAUAAUAUAAGAUGAAAAAGACUACAUUUCCAGAGUGCAGUGACACUGGUCGUAAGAGGAGAAUCAAACAGUGUGGUAAUGAAGUACAAUAAGCUAAGAAGACUACAUUUCCAGCCCUGUGAAUCAGUAUUUGGGUGUUGCAUUUACGACGAGCGUGCGAAUUGAACAAAUAAAAAAAAGGCUAAAUUUCCGGAGUGCAGUUACAUCUUAGUCUUACAAGGAGAGUCAAACAGUGUGGUAAUGAAGUACGCUAAGCUAAGAAGACUACAUUUCCAGCCCCGUGAAGCAGAAUUUGGGUGUUGCAUUUACAACGAGCGUGCAAGUGACUCAUACACACAUACAUACACAAGAAAAUAUCAAUAAGUAACCAUACACAUACGUAAAGCAUUUAAUAUAUACAUAGAGCAUACAAAUUGCCGCACUCAGGAUUCCAACAAUGUAAAAAGUAAUUCAAAGCAAAACGAAACAAAAAUGACCAGAAAAUUGCGAGAAAAAGAGAAAAUAUACAACUUUUAUACUCGUGAGAUUCUUUGACUUCGUUUUUUGUGAUUUGUGAUGCGAUGUUCUAUGCUUACAUCCAUGCUGACCAAUAUUAGGGGUGAACGCAGCAUAACACAGCACAGGACAGCAUAACACACAGAUGAUGCAUGAACUGUUUAGAGACCCCAAGCCGCAGUGCAGUCACGCGAAUACCUGACUGGUUGACCAAAUGUGAUAUUACGCUUAAGUUUUUGUACGAAGAAACUGUUGUGUCCCGUUAGCUUAAGACAUGGUAGGAGGAGGAGGAGGAGGAAGAGGAGAAGAAGAAGAAGAAGAAGAAGUUGCAGGAGGAGUAGAAGGAGGAGGAAAAGGAGAAGAAGAAGAAGAAGAAGAAGAAGAAGAGGAAGAUGAAGGUGCAGGAGGAGGAGAAGAAGAUGCAGGAGAAGUAGGUGAAGAAGAAGGAGGAGGAGGAGACAAAACAGGAGCAGUAUGAGAGUAAACCAAGUGUGCGUGUGUAUGUGUGCGUGUGUGAGAUUCAGUGAUAAGACCUGAAGACCCACUCCGACAAGGUAGUACUAAGCAUAAACCCAUUGGUGGGGCCCAGGAUACAGCCCACCAAGCCAUAGAAAGUGGGUCCUCAAGUUACAACGGUCAAUAUUCUAAAACGCUUCCGCCUCUCAUAUCAGCUAUUUCCAAAGGCCGAGAAGGAGAUUAAUUGGGUUCUCAUGAGUGGUUUUCUAGGCUCAUGGUACAGAAGAAUGCCCAGACUACCACCAGGGUCAUGAAACUACCCCUGGAAAUGUCUGAAACUCCUAUGAAAGCCUUGGUAAAUAUAUGUGUGGUUGGGUGUGGAUGUGUUUCAGAAUAUGACCCUGGAAUUCACUGAAGAUGGUAUUAGCUUCACGCCCAUUAAGACGGUGAAGAGUGGGUUGUAUGCGGUGGAGUCUCGUUGUACUUUAGCGUUAAUGGUUAGUCCUUGAUUUGUAUCCCUAUGAGCUAAGUGGGUAUGAUGAGUAUAAUAAAUAUUUCACUUAUUUUAAAGGAGGCUUCUUCCCUUCUGCCUACGUUCAUUUUAAGAUUCAGCUCUGAUAAGGUGAGGCCAUCUGUGAUAUGUCUUAGAUUGGUAGUUAAACAUCAAGGUACUUGUUUUGGGUUAAUUUGUAGUGCCGCGGCGACUAGCCUGAUGGGCGAGCCUCCCAUAACUCCCUCUGCCAGGGAUUUACCUCUUUGGCCGACUGGUUAAGGAGUGGCUCUCCCGUCUUGCUGGUCGCGGGUUCGAUCCCCGGCGCCGGCAAAACCUUUCCUUGUCUGGAUUAAUUUCUCAUGUGUUUCGUUACACGCAGUGGACGUAAGGGAGUGUAGUAAAGAGAAAAUUCUGGCACUACAAAUUAAAUGGAACAAAAAGAAAAAAAUGUGAUCAGGAGGAUGAAUAGAUAUGUUAAAAGGACAGUGUGAUCAGAAAUAUGAAUAGCUAUGAGAAACAAAAGUUGUAAAUGAGCCUGUAAAAUUCUGCCAACUAGAAUACGUUUUAGAAAUUACUGCUUAGAUAAUUGUAAACUUUUCUUCUGUUUAAUGCAAAGGUUAUUAAAGUAAGGCAAACUGUAACUACAAGAAUGAAUGUAUAUGAAAGAAG